CUGGGCGGGGCCUGCCGGCUGCUGGCCUCAAUGAGUCGCUAUCCCCAGAGCUGAAGGACUCCAGAGCAUCAUCAGCCUGGCUGUGCAGAUGCCAGCAGCGGACCGGAACCUGGAGCUGGAUCCCCAAGGGGCUCCCCAACCCAGCAUGGAGAUGUCAGCCCUGCUCCCCUGCAUCCUGGCCCUGAGCUGCCUCGCUCACAUAGGCUGGGGGGCGUAUUUCUUUCAGCAGCCCAUGGACCAGGUGAUCGUGGCGGGGCAAUCGGUGACGCUGGCCUGCGUGGUUGUGGGCUACCAGGGUAUGGUGCAGUGGACCAAGGAUGGCCUGGCACUGGGUGGAGAGCGAGACCUGCCUGGCUGGGCCCGGUACUCCAUCGUCGGGGAUCUGGCAGCCGGGCAGCACAACCUGAGGAUCGAGUCCACUGAGCUGGGCGAUGACGCCAUGUACGAGUGCCAAGCUACGCAGGCGGCACUGCGUUCCCAGCGUGCCCAGCUCACGGUGCUCCUACCGCCCAAUGACCCCGUGAUCCAGAACGGCCCUAUCGUCCGGGUCCAGGCCAGCGUGCCCUACAAUCUGACCUGCCAAGUGUCUGGCGCCAAGCCUGCCCCUGAGAUCAGCUGGUACCGCGAUGGGCAGCUGCAAGGCUCUGCCCUCUAUGCCAAGGCCCUGAUGGAGGAUGGGAAGCGGGCGACAGCCCUCAGCACCCUGCUCCUCACACCCAGCACCCAAGACAUGGGCAGUGCCUACACCUGCCACGUCACCAACGCGGCCGCGCCUGCCGGCAAGCAGACCUCCAUCACCCUCGACGUGCUGUACCCCCCCACGGUGAUCCUCUCCGUCCAGCCGCAGACCGUCGCGGAGGGGGCCAAGGUCAGCUUCCUCUGCACCGCCACUGCCAACCCCGAGGUGACCGGCUACCGGUGGGCAAAGGGCGGCGUGGCCAUCGCCGAGGCCAACGGGGACAGCUAUGAGGCCAGGGUGGAUCACUCCUUCUUCACCCAGCCCGUGUCCUGCGAGGUGGCCAACGCCGUGGGCAGCACCAACGUCAGCACCCUGGUGGAUGUGCACUUUGGGCCCCGCCUGGUCUCCCAGCCCAAGCCCCUCACCGUGGAUGUCGGGGCUGACGCCUCCUUCACCUGCACCUGGGCCGGGAACCCGCCCCUCACCCUGGCCUGGACCAAGAAGGGAUCCAGCGUGGUGCUGAGCAAUGGCAACACCCUGCACCUAAAGGCUGUGACACAGGAGGACGCUGGCACGUACAUUUGCAAGGCCAUCGUGCCACGCAUCGGCGUGGCUGACAAGGAGGUGACACUGGCGGUCAACGGGCCCCCCAUCAUCACCACUGAGUCUGGGCCACAGACGGCGCUGGGGGACAAGGCACGGUUGGAGUGUCUAGUGAGGAGCACGCCCCCCCCUGAUCGCAUCGUGUGGGCGUGGGGCGAGCGGGUGCUGGACAGCGGCUCAGAGGAGCGCUUCACAGUGGACACGGCGCUUACGGAGCGGGGGGUGCUCUCGGCCCUGCUUAUCCAGCCCACGCACACGGAGGACUUUGCCUUGCCCUACAACUGCACGGCCUGGAACCGCUUUGGGGCCCGCUCGGCGGCCGUCACACUGCACCGGCAGGAGGUCCUGCCCAUCAUGAUAAUCGGGGCCUCAGCCGCAGCCGCUGCCACCCUGCUGCUGGUCUUGGCCGUUGGCGUGUCUGUCUGCUGCCUGCGCUGGUGCCCCGGGAAAGCCAAACGAGGCACCAAGCUGUCCAAGACAGAUGUCCUGGUGCAGAUCACCACGAGUGACAGUAGCCCCAGCCGGCCCAGCGAUACAGAGGAGGACGUCAAGGAGCCCAUGGCCACGAGCAGCGAGUCCCCGGCCACGUCGCACACAGAGCACAGCGAGAUCCUGGAGGAGGAAGAGGACAGCCAGGACAUUAAGGACCCUACCAACGGUUACUACAAGGUCCGUGCUCACGAGGAGCCCCACCUGUCUGGCAGUUUCUCGGAGUAUGCCCCAGCCCCGCGCGCCCUCUACACCGGGUCCCACGCCACCAUGUUCCCCCCCUCAGGGCAGCCCUACAGCCACCGCUAUACUCUGGGGGCACCCGGCUCCCGCACAGCCUACGAGCCCCACUACCCGCAGGAUGGGGUGUACGGGGGGGGCUACCUCACAGCCCCCUACACCCGGGCCUUCACCAGCUACGUCAAGCCCAGCACCUACGAGAAGGCAGAGAGUGGCUAUGAACAGUCAGACCAGGCCAGCAAGGUGUCGGGCGGCUCCCGCUUCUCCUAUACCUCCCUCUCGCAACAGUCGGACUACGGGCGGCCUGCCCAGCAGCGCAUGCAGACACACGUGUGACUCUUCCUCCCCAACACACAUCAAGCCAUUGGGGGACAGACGCCUAGGGCCAUCCCUGUUGUGGGAGGGGAUUGGUCCGGCUUAGCCAACUGUCUCAAAAUGGCCAAUAGGCCAGCUGACUUGUGCUGCUGGAGGUGAAGAUGAGUGGCCAUCGGCUAGGGGAAGGGGGUUCAAGAUGGCUAACAAACUGGGUUCAAAAUAGCUGUCUCCCCAAUUGACUUUUGCUCCUAGCGGCAAGGAUGAGUGGCUAUUGGCUGGGGUUAGGAAUCAGGGCAUGGGUUCAGAAUGGCUGACGAGGGGGGUUCAAAACAGUUGAUGGCCCUGUUGACUUCCUCCAUUGGACCUGAGGAUGGAUUCGCACUGGAUAGGGGAGAAGUCACGAUGUUGGAUACACUAACGGCUAUCAAAAAUGGGUUCAAAAUGGCCAUUGAGUUGGGUUCAAGAUGGCCGAUGGCCCAGCUUACUUCUUUGGCUGGGCCUGACGAUGAAUCCCAUUGGCUGGGGAGGAAGUCAGGCUUAUCCCUGGGAUGUUGAGGUGGGUUCAGAAUGGCUGAUGAUCCCAUUCACUUGGUGAAAUCAGCCGGUUUUCUUAGCCCGGGGCUGCCAAGAUGGAUACAAAAUGGCCACUAAAAGAGGCUCAAAAUGGCUGAUGGCCCAAUCAGCUUCCUACAGAGACUAGUGGAGGGAGGAGCCAGUGGAUGUUGGAUUUCUGAGUGGCUUCCCCCACUGCCGCUGGCCCUGGAUCAGCCAGGCCUGGACGCAAGAUGGUGACCACCGGGCCAAGAUGGCGGCUGGUGCUAGGCCCUGCCUGCUGGUUUUGCAGGCCCAGUAAAAAUGGUAGCUCUCAGCUUUCCUGUGGGGCCCGAUAAUGGGGCUCAUGGGGGGAAGUGGAUGUAUGCGUGAAUCCACCCGCUGGCAGCACCCUCCCACACACCACCAAUGCGGGAGCUGGGUCUGCUGCCCUCUGCCCCACACCACUGUUCCCUCUAAGCUGUGCGCAUGUGCACGCAUGCACAGAUCCGAAACCCCACGCACACAGCGAAACACCGCGCUCACAAAAAUUUGCCCAGAAGCACAAAAAUUUGCACAGAAGAAAUUUUUUGCGCACACAGCCUGUCAAAAAUUAGAGGGAACAUUACCCCACACCCACCCUCUGCUGGGGUGGGGCUGGUAAGGGCCCCACAGAGCUGUAGGGCUGGGAACUAAGAGCCCAUGGGGAUGCUAAGGGCAGCUUCCCCCUCUCAGAGCAUGCAACCUCAGGCAUGUCCCAGGGUAGCUGCCUGGCUGGCUUGGCGGGGAGGGAAUGAGGCACAGGACCUCUCACCUCCAAGGGGCACCAGCUCUAAUUCCCCAUUGCCAGGUCACAGGGGUGAGAUGUUGAUGUUAUAGACAGCCUCUGCCUGGGCCAAAUCGAUCCAGGUGGGGCCUGGGUUUUUCCCGCCAUUAAAAACACCCCAUUUCCCGGCCAUGCCCAGGCACUGGGGUCCCCGCCAGGGGGGAUGAGAGUUCUCAGAGUGAACCCCACCCCGCUACCGACCUGUCAAUCUCCUGUUGCAAUUGCGCAGCACCGAAAUAAUUUAUAUUUAAUAAAACAUAUGGAAAGAUGCCGUGAGACUUUUAUUGGGGAACCAGCCUGACGGGCCCCCUAGAUCUGACCGCUACCUGCCCCCUCCCUGCCCCACUGAUCUAACCCAUCCAGCCUGGUACCACCCACCCCACAGAGCCAACCCAUCCAGCCUGGAACCCACCCCUUUCUGCCCCCCAGAGCCGACCCAUUCAGCCCAAUACUUGCCCUCUCCCUGCCCCCCAGAGUCGACCCAUCGAACCCGGUACCCGCCCCCCUCCCUGCUCCAUCCAGCCUAGUACCCGCCACUCCCUGCCCUCACAGAGCCGACCAAUCCAACCCAAUACGCACCCCGUUCCUGCCCCCCAGAGCCGAUCCAUCCAGACUAGUACCCGCCCCCUCGAGCUGACCCAUCCAGCCCGGUACCUGCCCCCCAGAGUUGACCCAUCAAACCUGGUACCCACCCCCUUCCCGCCCCCUGGAGCCAACAUAUCCAGCCAGAAAACCACCCCCUGGACCUGACCCAUCCAACCUGGAAUCAUAAAAUCAUAGAAUAUUAGGGUUGGAAGAGACCUCAGGAGGUCAUCUAGUCCAAUCCCCUGCUCAAUGCAGGAUCAGUCCCC
Chelonia mydas (Green sea turtle) is the source of this 4534-nucleotide messenger RNA. It is a transcript of the gene KIRREL2, whose product is annotated as kirre like nephrin family adhesion molecule 2. Gene Ontology annotation, molecular function: cell adhesion molecule binding. The record is from RefSeq and is a predicted model, not a curated record. Gene Ontology annotation, biological process: cell-cell adhesion. Lineage: Eukaryota; Metazoa; Chordata; Testudines; Cheloniidae. Gene Ontology annotation, cellular component: cell-cell junction.